Mercenaria mercenaria is the source of this 1566-nucleotide messenger RNA. RefSeq names its product tubulin alpha chain, testis-specific-like. Gene Ontology annotation, biological process: mitotic cell cycle; microtubule cytoskeleton organization. The coding region runs from base 158 to 1516 and encodes 452 amino acids. Gene Ontology annotation, cellular component: cytoplasm; microtubule. Gene Ontology annotation, molecular function: GTP binding; structural constituent of cytoskeleton. The record is from RefSeq and is a predicted model, not a curated record. The transcript is spliced from 7 exons. Lineage: Eukaryota; Metazoa; Mollusca; Bivalvia; Venerida; Veneridae.
AGACUUUUUGAUGAAAUGAUCUCAUGACGUUUUAGCCCGUCUCCAGCAGAUCCGCGUGUUGCAGAAGCUGCUCAUAUAAAAGUGGAAGCGUUCUGUGAAACGGGUAACUGUUGUGAAAGAUUCUUUGACGUCUGUGCACAACUUCUAUUUCUACAAAAUGCGCGAGUGUAUUUCCAUCCAUGUUGGUCAAGCUGGUGUUCAGAUUGGUAAUGCUUGUUGGGAGUUGUACUGUCUCGAGCAUGGAAUCCAGCCAGAUGGACAGAUGCCAAGUGAUAAGACAAUUGGAGGCGGUGAUGACUCCUUCAAUACAUUUUUCAGCGAGACAGGAGCUGGAAAGCAUGUUCCAAGAGCAGUUUUUGUUGACUUGGAACCAACAGUUGUAGAUGAGGUUCGAACUGGUACCUACCGCCAGUUGUUCCAUCCAGAGCAGCUAAUAACUGGCAAGGAGGACGCUGCAAAUAACUAUGCUAGAGGACAUUAUACCAUCGGAAAGGAAAUUGUGGAUCUUGUUCUUGACCGCAUCAGAAAACUGGCUGACCAGUGCACAGGACUGCAGGGAUUCCUGAUCUUCCACAGUUUUGGUGGAGGCACUGGAUCUGGUUUUGCAUCUCUCCUCAUGGAAAGACUGUCUGUUGACUAUGGCAAGAAAUCAAAACUUGAGUUUGCAAUCUACCCAGCUCCACAGGUGUCCACAGCUGUUGUUGAGCCAUAUAAUUCUAUCUUGACAACCCACACAACGUUGGAGCACUCCGACUGUGCCUUCAUGGUGGACAAUGAAGCUAUCUAUGACAUCUGCAGAAGGAAUCUAGACAUAGAGCGACCAACAUACACCAACCUCAAUAGGCUGAUAGGACAGAUUGUCAGCUCGAUUACUGCCUCUCUACGCUUUGAUGGUGCCUUAAAUGUAGAUUUGACAGAAUUCCAGACUAACUUGGUACCAUAUCCAAGGAUUCAUUUCCCACUGGUAACCUAUGCGCCUGUCAUCUCUGCUGAGAAGGCCUACCAUGAACAGCUGUCGGUGGCAGAGAUCACAAAUGCUUGUUUCGAGCCAGCCAACCAGAUGGUAAAGUGUGAUCCUCGUCACGGCAAGUACAUGGCCUGCUGCAUGCUUUACAGAGGUGAUGUUGUUCCCAAGGACGUUAAUGCUGCCAUUGCUACUAUCAAAACAAAGAGAACCAUUCAGUUUGUUGACUGGUGUCCAACUGGAUUCAAGGUCGGCAUCAAUUACCAACCACCAUGUGUUGUUCCGGGAGGUGAUCUGGCUAAGGUACAGCGUGCAGUGUGCAUGUUGAGCAACACAACCGCUAUUGCAGAGGCAUGGGCUCGUCUUGACCACAAGUUUGACUUGAUGUAUGCUAAACGUGCCUUUGUGCACUGGUAUGUUGGUGAAGGUAUGGAGGAAGGCGAGUUUUCUGAGGCCAGAGAGGACUUGGCAGCUCUUGAGAAGGACUACGAGGAGGUGGGAGUGGACAGUGUUGAGGGAGAGGCUGAGGAAGAGGGUGGAGAUGAAUACUAGACCUCAAUGUAUUUAAUUGGAAGUUGUUGAAAUAAACUUGUUAAAUAAUA